AGCUGGAGCUGGUGCAGAACGCUGUUUUCACUGACCCCACCGACCAGAGUGCCUGGGUCUACCUGCGCUGCAUCCUCUCCCGAGCCACCCCCCCGCCGAGGAUCAUCUGCGUGUACGUCAACCGAGAGGACGCCAUGUUGGCCGUCGUUUUCUCCCGCCCUGUCGUGGUGAGCCCGGAUCGCCCGGCGCCCCUGGAUGGCUCCGCCCUGGAAGGGGCGUGGCGCUCAGGGGAAGGGCGGCCACGCCCCAGCCACACCUGGGUAUCAAAGCUCCUGGACCUGCCCUGCCCCACAGAGGCCCCGCCCACCGAGCGGCCACGCCUCCAGCUGGGUGUCACCUGGGAGCCCGACUCCGCCCACUGCCAGGUGAUGCUGCUGCCAGACGAUGACAAGGCCUGGUGGCAGGAGCCAAUCGCGGCCCGGGAGCUGUUUUGGCCCGAGGUGGGGGUGGCCAACCCCCAGGUGCUGUGGGAACAGGUGGAGACCUGCCGGGAACUGCUGGAAUUGGAACCCUGGAGCCGAGGCUGCCUCCUCACCCUAUCGCUGCUGCUGUUGGCGCUGGACCCCGUUGGCCACGCCCAUGAGGCCUGGAGGCACCUGGAGAGCCUGAAGGAGGCCGACCCGCUGUGA
This is a messenger RNA of Neopelma chrysocephalum (saffron-crested tyrant-manakin), 629 nucleotides long. RefSeq names its product geranylgeranyl transferase type-2 subunit alpha-like. The record is from RefSeq and is a predicted model, not a curated record. Gene Ontology annotation, molecular function: zinc ion binding; Rab geranylgeranyltransferase activity. NCBI's taxonomy places the organism in Eukaryota, Metazoa, Chordata, Aves, Passeriformes, Pipridae. Gene Ontology annotation, biological process: protein prenylation.